Molecule: messenger RNA, 1520 nt
Organism: Herpailurus yagouaroundi (jaguarundi)
Lineage: Eukaryota; Metazoa; Chordata; Mammalia; Carnivora; Felidae
Gene: CYLC1
Product: cylicin 1
Exons: 5
Cellular component (GO): acrosomal matrix; nucleus
Molecular function (GO): structural constituent of cytoskeleton
Source: RefSeq, a predicted model, not a curated record
GAUUUUUGGGAGAAUUUAUUAAUGAAGACAUCCAUACCUCAAAUUCUUUAUGUUGUCAGUGAAUCAAACAGAAAAUUAUGGAAUCAAGAUUACUUUACUUUGACAUUUCCCAAACCACUCCAGCCAGGUAGAGAAAAGAGAUCAAGAUCUUCAGAAUUACAAAUCUCAGUUCUUAGACAUGACAAAAGAAAAUUAAAGGAAGUUGAGAAGCCAGAUCAUAUAAGGAUAAGGCAUUCUUUUUAAAAAAAUUCCCAAAGGCCAUCUGUUUACUUAACUGUCAGGAGACAGGCUCUAUUCAGAAAUCCUUAUACUCCUAAAACCCAUCCUGAAAAUGGAGAAUCUGAAAAGUCCAAAUAUGACAAAAAAGGAAGAACUUUACAAAGAAAUCCCCCAAAAAACAAAGGCCAACAUGAAACAACUCCAGAAUCCAAAACAGUAAAUGAUGAGGAACCUGAAGGAGGAAAGAAAUCAGAUAAAACUCAAUCAAAAUUAUCACAUAAAAGUGAACAAUUCGAGAAGCCAAAGUUUAAAUUGGAAACAAAUCCAGAAUCCAGAGAUUUUAAGACAGUCUCAAUGGAUGCAAAAAAAGAUAAGAGAGAUUCAAAGAAGUCCAAGGACGCAGAUAAUGAGUUCCUAUGUUCUGAACUGGAGGCAAAAAAUUGGAAGAAAGGUGAAAAGCAGAUCAAGAAAGACUCAAAAAAAGAUGACAAGAAAAAGUCCGCCAAGAAGGAUGCAGUGUCUACUGAUGCUGAUUCUGAAUCUGAAUGGGAUUCAAAAAAGGGUAAAAAAGAUGAAAAAAAUUAUAAGAGAAAUUCAAAGAAAGAUGACAGAAGUAAGUCUGUAAUGAAGUCUGAAGAGUCUACUGAAACUGAAUCUGAUUGGGAGUCAAAGAAGGAUAAGUAUGAUUCAAAGAAGGCUAACAAAGAGUCAAAAAAAGAUGCCAAGAAACAGGAUGCAAGGAAGAGUACAGAGUCUACUGAUGCUGAAUCUGAUGAAUCUUCCAAGAAAGACUCAAAGAAGACUAAGACAGUCAAAAUUUCAGAUGCUGAAUCUGAAGACUCCUUAUAUAAACUGGAGGCUAAAAAGAAAGGAGUUGACGAAUCAGAUGCCACAUCUACAGCUUCAAAGAAGGAAGCACUGGAACUGAAGAAAGAAUUCAAAAUUUCAUCCAAAAAGACUACAUUCAAAGAAAAAGGGGAAAAAAUAUGUACAGGCAGAGUCCCCCCAUCAAGAGAAAGACCACCACUACCUCCUUGUGAGCCUAUACUACCAUUACCCAAGGUCAAACGUCUCUGUCAGUGCAAGAUGCCUCCUCCAACUCUAAAGCCAAGAUAUGCGCCUUUGCCUGAAGCAAAGUGGAUUCAUAAGCUGCUUUAAAGAAAAAGAAAAAGAAAAAAAAAAAAGAACAACUGAGCACUUGGUUUCACAGAAUGGCCUUACCACAGUAAACACUGGCUACUCCCAAAUGAUCAUUUCUACUUGUGUGGAACUGUAAUAAAUAAAAACAAGUCUUCCAUGAA